AUGGGCAUUGUGGUCAAAAUCCUUCUCGCAGCCUUGGUCAGCCAUUAUGCGAUUUUCAAGCGCUUUGAACUCGACGCCCUGCGCUUCCUCGUCCUCGUAGCGGCGAGCAACGUGGUUCUCGUUUCGUACUCUUUGGCUUUCACAGACAGCUGGCUUCUUGCGCUGCGCCAGUUAACCUCGAUCAACGUGCUCUACUUCGCCCUUCUCGGAGCGUCAAUCGGAGCCUACCGCCUGUCCCCUUUCCACCCGCUCUCCCGCUACCCAGGCCCGCCUCUAGCAAAGCUGACAAAGUGGUACAUCGCGUACCACAUUGCGAAGGGCGAGCGACAUCUUCUGCUCAAACGACUCCACGAAGUAUACGGGAGAUGGGUCCGAAUAGGCCCCAACGAACUUUCAGUCAACGACCCGGCUUCCAUCCGCCCUAUUUAUGCACAAAUGUACCGCGGGCCCUCGUAUCAAGGCGCGCCUGUCGACGCGGAUGCACUUACGACGAUCCCGAACAAGGAGCAAUAUUCAGCGCGACUCCCGGCGUGGAGACGGGCCUUCAGCGCCGAGAACGUCAAGAGCUUCAGGCCUCUGGCCGAGUCGCGCACCAGUCAAUUGUUGGGCAUCCUUCAUCGAAAAAGCGAAAAGGGCGAGACCAUUGACAUCUCUCACUGGAUCUCGAUGUGGGGGAUCGAUAUAAUGGGGGACAUGUCCUUCUCUGGGGGCUUCGAGAAGCUUUCGGCAGGCAAGGACGAAGAGGGAUGGACCGACAUUGUCCUGGCGGGUGUCCUUGCUGUUGGUGUCUUGGGACAGGUUCCGUACAUGCGCGACAUCCUCCGUCUGGCGCCAACUCCAGGGCCUAUCGCGUCCUUCCAACGCUUGACAGCCCAGAAAGUCAGGGAGACGCGUCGCAGGCAAGCUGGCGUGCGCGCCGAUAUCCUCAGUACUAUCCAAAGCGCUGAGCCCGGGGAAUACGAGCUAUCGGAAGCGGAAGCCGCGUCGGAUGCCUCGUUCCUCAUCGUCGCGGGAUGGGACACCGUCAGCCAGUGCGCGACGACGCUCUUUCGACACGUCUUCGGGGAUCGUGCGGUCCUGAAUCGCUUGAGGACGGAGCUCGUGGACGCGUUUGGUGACGACCUCGAUUUGGAUCACGACACGCUCCUCCGUCUUCCGUACCUCGACGCGUGCGUGCUGGAGGCGCUCCGGAUGGUGCCUCCGGUUGCCGCGGGCCCGCCUAGGACGAGCGGUGACGUCGGAUACACGGUUCUGGGCGAAUACAUACCGCCCAAGACCGUUGUUGCAUGUCCGACGUAUACGCUCCAUCGAAGUGAGGAGAACUUCACAGAUGCGGAAGUGUAUAUCCCGGAGCGCUGGCUCGGGGAGCGUCCUUCAUUCGUGCAUAACACGGAGGCGUUCGUGCCCUUUUCAAGCGGGAUAGGGAUAUGCCUAGGAAAGCCUGUCGCACUCUUCAAUUUGAAGCUCCUUACCGCAAAUAUCAUCCGGGCAUUUGACGGUGACUUUCCCGAGGGCUUUAGCAUUCUUGAGUUCGACGAGUCGUACAAGGAGCAUAAUCUCUGGCGGCAUGGGCCGUUGAUGAUACGCCUCCGUGCACGAGGGCAGGCCACAGGUCCGACUUUUGCUCAACGCUAG
This is a messenger RNA of Schizophyllum commune H4-8, 1635 nucleotides long. RefSeq names its product cytochrome P450. The transcript has 13 exons. Bases 1 to 1635 code for a protein of 544 amino acids. Gene Ontology annotation, molecular function: iron ion binding; heme binding; monooxygenase activity. The record is from RefSeq and is a predicted model, not a curated record. NCBI's taxonomy places the organism in Eukaryota, Fungi, Basidiomycota, Agaricomycetes, Agaricales, Schizophyllaceae.